Messenger RNA from Spinacia oleracea (spinach), 1163 nucleotides. Its product is annotated as calcium-binding protein CML42. The transcript has a single exon. Bases 365 to 1027 code for a protein of 220 amino acids. Gene Ontology annotation, molecular function: calcium ion binding. NCBI's taxonomy places the organism in Eukaryota, Viridiplantae, Streptophyta, Magnoliopsida, Caryophyllales, Amaranthaceae. The record is from RefSeq and is a predicted model, not a curated record.
GCAGUAGGAAGGUGAGAAUGCGAUGAGGAAAUUCUUACGUAAUAAUUAAUGAAGGAAAUAGUGAGGAAUGGAGGUCGGGCGUCAAACUUUAAAUGUUAAGACCGAAUAUAGCCGAGAAGGACGACGCGGUCGGUUUGUGUCUGUGUCGAUUGUCGAUUCUUCUAGAGCUGAAUCGAUUAUUAAAAGCAGAAAAAUGGUAAACACAAACCAAACCCACCAAAUCAAAAGGCCAUACCAGAACAGAAUAAUACUUGGUACUAAGUUCCAGCUCUUUCUUGUCUUUGCUUCUUUGGAUCUGCAUCUGAAUCAAUUCUUACUCAUAGUUUGAAAGCAAUCAAUCUUUAUCUUUUCAUAUUUAUCUAAGAUGGGAGAAGUAUCAAGUGAUGAAAUAAUAAUAAUAAUGGAUAAUAAGGCAGAGAAGUCGAAGAGGAUGCUUGGGGUAGCAACAGAAAAGCGUUCAUUCAAGCUACGAAGCGACAGCUUGAAUUCUUUGAGGCUGAGACGAGUGUUUGAUCUUUUUGACAACAAUGGAGAUGGCUUCAUCACAGUGGAUGAAAUCAGACAGGCACUUGUGCUGCUGGGCCUUGAAGAUGAUCAUAUGAAUAAUAAUAAUAAUAAUAAUAAUACUAAUAAAGAAGAUGAUCAGCUCGACUCCAUUGUCACCUCCUUCAUAAGGCCUGGUUACCAAGGUCUGGCCUUUGAAGAUUUCCAGUCCCUUCAUAUCUCCUUAAACAACACCUUCUUCUUUGACUGCAACCUUGAUCAUCAUCAACAACAUCCUAUUAUUGAUCAGGUGGAAUCUGAUCUCACUCAAGCUUUUAAGGUGUUUGAUUCAGACGGAGAUGGAUACAUCUCUGCGUCUGAGCUUCAGCAAGUACUCUCCAAAUUGGGCUUUCCAGAGGCUCAACAAGAGCUCCAUCACAUCCAACUUAUGAUCUCCUCCUUCGACCACAACCACGAUGGCCGUGUCGAUUUCGGAGAAUUCAAGCACAUGAUGUCCCGUACCCUUCUUCUUCCUGCUUCUUAGUUACCCUUUUUCUUUUUCAUUUUUAUAAUUACUCUUGUCUUUUUAUUUCUGUUAUUCUAGUUUUGUUUAUUACUAUUAUACUCUUCAAUUCAACCCAUUCGUCGUCUUCAAUCUUCAUUACUCACAGAUUCUAUUA